Nerophis ophidion (straightnose pipefish) is the source of this 3376-nucleotide messenger RNA. RefSeq names its product trafficking protein, kinesin binding 2 (gene trak2). The transcript is spliced from 16 exons. Gene Ontology annotation, biological process: neurogenesis; anterograde axonal transport of mitochondrion. The coding region runs from base 207 to 3065 and encodes 952 amino acids. The record is from RefSeq and is a predicted model, not a curated record. Gene Ontology annotation, molecular function: GABA receptor binding. NCBI's taxonomy places the organism in Eukaryota, Metazoa, Chordata, Actinopteri, Syngnathiformes, Syngnathidae. Gene Ontology annotation, cellular component: dendrite.
GACGUCAAAUGCCCUCUUCCCUCCUCCGGGUCCUCCCUCGUUUCCUCUCUUGUUGUUUGGUGGCUUUGGAUGAUCCUUGUCACCGUUUUCAACACAUUUUACUGGGAUCACCCAUGUCGUGGAAUAAUAUUGACACCGGAUAAUGGUGUGAUGCAACCAUCCAUCAGUGCAGGGGGCAGGAAAUGAUGUGAGCCCCUUCCCCCAAUAUGUUUGAAGUCAAACUGCGAGCUGUGGAAAAGAAGGAGUCCAGCACUGAGACAGAUGAGGGCCUUUGCAGCAGCAGCCGGCAUUGCUCUGGCUCGCUCGGUUCAGGUUCAGUGGAAUCUGGAUCCUUCUACCUGUCUGACAGCCAGGACUGGGUGGUUUCCCCAAGUUGCUCCCCAGAGGAAGGCUGCACUCAGCACAACGCCAUCUCCCCAAUGCUGGCAGAGGAGACUUUCCGCUACAUGAUCCUCGGUUCUGAUCGUGUGGAACAGAUGACCAAGACCUACAAUGACAUCGAAGUGGUCACUCACCUACUGGCCGAGCGGGACAGAGACCUGGAGCUGGCUGCUCGGAUCGGACAGUCGCUUCUUCAGAGAAACCACCUGCUGCAGGAGCGCAAUGAGGCAGUGGAGGAACAGCUAGCACAAGCUCUUGACCAGGUUCACCAGCUGCAGCAUGAGCUCAGUAAGAAGGAUGAGUUGCUGCGGAUGGUGGCCAAUGCCUCGGAGGAGUGUGAAGCUGACUCCAACGCGUCAACUCCAGUGAGGCAGCGUCAGAUAACGGGUGGAACGGCCGCGUCUGCCGCACUCAGCCAACUGGAGUCAAUGCAGUGUAAACUGCUGGAGCUAGAAGAGGAGAACCUGACUCUGAGAUCUGAGGCUUGCCAGCUGAAAAAGAACACCGUCACUUAUGAGGAGAAGGAGCAGCAGCUUGUUAAUGACUGUGUCAAGGAGCUACGCGAGUCCAACAGCCAGAUGGUUUCUCUGACUGAUGAACUGUCCCAGAAGAACGAGGAGCUGUUCCGACACCAGGAGGAGCUUGCUCAGUUGCUUUCCCAGAUUGUGGAGCUGCAACACAGAGUCAAAGAGCUCGCUUUGGAAAAAGAGGAGUUGAGGAUCCACCUGCAGGCUUCUAAAGACGCCCAGCGAUUGCUCACGGCAGAGUUGAAUGAUCUGGCCGAGAGGAAUGCAGAGUGUGCAGAGAUGCUCCACGAGUCCCAGGAAGAGAUUAGGGAGCUCCGCAACAAAAAUAUUCCCUCCUCUGGGAUGCGACAGCACCUCGCCUAUGGCUCCUUCCCCAUGGAUUCGCUGGCUGCAGAGAUUGAAGGUACUAUGAGGAAGGAGCUAAGUGUUGAGGAAGAAACUGAAUUUCAAAACCAAAGAAUCUCCCAGAAGAAAGUUUUCCAGACAGUCCGUUCCGUCAACGCCUCAACAUCCCGGCCAAGUUCGGCCACCCCUCCAAUUCCUGGCUCUCGUCAGAACUCUCUGGUGAUGACUACACAGCCGUUCGAGUCUGCUCAGGGGGACGAGGUUCCCAUGGGGCAGCCAGGCUCUCCAGGUGGAAAUGACCUCACAAAAGCUCUUCGUCGCUUGUCACUGCGACGGCAGAACUUCUUGUCUGAACACCAGUUCUUCAAGGCAGAGCGUGAGAAGAAGCACCAGUCCCUGGCAAAGGCAGAGGCUCAGGAGGCAGGAAGCAGCUGCAGCUCACCAAUGAGCAGCUCAUUCUCCUCCUUUUCCAACCUGUCUGAACUCUCUGUAGGUUCCAGCCUCUUCAGGACCUUCUUACCAGAGAAGCUUCAAAUUGUCAAGCCCAUCGAGGGCUCACUGACGCUCCAUCACUGGCAGCAGCUUGCCAAACCCCACCUCGCCACCAUCCUAGACCCACACCCAGGCGUUGUCACCAAGGGGUUCCGCCCACUUGCCCAGGAUUUUGUCUACCGCCUCAGUGACAUGGAAGAAGAUGAGGAAAAUGAAGUGCAGGGAGAGAAAAGGGAGGCUGAUUUCUUGGAGAAAGGUGCAGCAGAGAGAGGUAAAGAGCAGGAGGAAGAAGAGGAAGAAGGGGGCAUUGUCUUCAAAGUGCACUGUUCAUCUACACCGGAGGAAAAGAAGGACCGAACGCAGUCAAACACACAUCUUCCUGCCACUUCUUUCCUUCCGGCCUGGCCAUUGUCUUCUAAUGUGGCUGAGACCUCCAGCUCAUCAACUCACCUUUUUUCAGACGUGUCCACAGCAACAGUUCAAUCGAGUGCAUCUUCCUCAGUUCAAAAUCCCGUCAAGUGUCAGAGUUCCACAUUCUCCACCUUCACAUUCACCAUGUGUCGCAUCCUGCACCCGAGUGACAUCACACAAGUCACUGCAAGUUCACAGUCGUGCCUCAGUGCCAAUACACCCAGCUCUAUGAGGACUGGACCAAGUACCCCUCUGACUCCAUGCCGACUCAGUCUUGGAGACUCCUUUCAAACUCGGCGCCCUGCUGUGGCAGCCAGUGGCUUGGCCAAGUUGGUCCUCGAGAGAGGCAUUUCUGCACAAGUCUCCACAGAAACCGCCCAAUCUUGUCCAAAGCCCACGCCCCAGCGGCCUCUUCUCCGCUUACUCCCAGGUACGCCUCCCGACUCACCGGAGUACCGCCAGCAAUCUGUUGACAAUUUUCUGGCAUCAAGGCCGGCGGAGCUGUUUCUGCAAGAUGUUUAUGGCUUGAAUCUAGGCCGUGCCCCUCAUCCCGACCUACCCAGUCCGCUGCAGGAAAACCAGGCACGCGGGCCACUCCCGGACCCGCUUAACGUCAGCUUGUUGGAGAGACUGCGUCACCUGGGCUUUACCAAGGUCCACCAGGCCUCUGAGUCACACCAGGACUCGGCCACCUUUGUGUCACCAGGCAGCGGGAGCCUACUAGAUGGUCUGAGGCGCAACCACAGCCUCCCGGCAAUGAUCGGUGCACGAGUGAGAAAGUCAGCAGGUCGCCCAACGCUUCCUGCUCACCCCACCUCGCUGGCAUUGCCUCCACCACCCUGGGGAAACCUCAAACAAAGAUGCACAAAAGUCACUGUAAAAGCCACACCACGUUCAGAUGACUGUUGAGGAGAGGACCACCCCCAUAACGAGAAUCAAACUUCCAUUUCCUAUCUUCCGCAUAUAGUUUAUGUCCGCUUUUUUGAGAUGCACAUCCUCCUUUUAAGACAUGAUUUUAAAGCACAACACUUUUUUUUAUUUCCUUUUAACUUUUUAUUUGUUAAAAUGUAAAUUUGUGUCGAGCCUCUAGUACUGGUCCACCGUUUUACUUCUCAUGAUAAAAAGUCCCCACUUAGGUCAACGUCCACCUACUUACUAUAGUCAACCACGUACAGUGGGGCAAAAAAGUAUUUAGUCAGCCACCGAUUGUGCAAGUUCUC